Molecule: messenger RNA, 1247 nt
Organism: Linum trigynum
Lineage: Eukaryota; Viridiplantae; Streptophyta; Magnoliopsida; Malpighiales; Linaceae
Source: the annotation of a GenBank genome assembly
AGAGGACCGAUGGAUUGCAAAUUUCGGGCUUGCUUAUCAGUAAUUCAGUAUUCACGGGUUCAUCUAUUUCGGCCCAUGGGCCCGGAGAGGAAGGGCGUUGCAGCUGCAUCAACCUUUCUCACCACCCACUCCCUCUCUCUCUUCACUCCAUGCUGAAGAUGAUGCAUUUGCAGCAGCAUCAGCACUACUCCCCGCCAUUUCCAAACCCUCGUUUAUCCCGAAUUCUGGUCCCCGUUUACUCUCACACCUCCUUCCCCAGCCAUUUACACAUUGCUCCUCGAAGCCUUCACUCUUCUCGGAGACUAGUGGAAUCCGUAUUCCUUCCUUCCCCUGCCCCGCUUUCUCGGUUCAUCUGCAGGUCCAAUGGCCGCUCAGAUAUACCAGGGAGUCUUGAAAUUGGGAAGCGGGGAGGCGGAAGGAAGCCUGAGAGGCAAGUGAAUGGGGUGUUCUGGGUUAUUCUUGUGAACCUUGGUGUGUUCUUGGCUGAUCACUUCUUCCAGGUCCGCGCCAUAAAAUCUCUCUACUUGUAUCACAAUUGGCCUGCCUGGUACCAGUUUGUCACAGCAACGUUUUGCCAUGCCAGUUGGGAGCAUCUCUCGAGCAACCUUUUCUUCUUGUAUAUCUUCGGAAAGCUUGUUGAAGAAGAGGAAGGAACUUUUGCUCUGUGGUUUUCCUACAUUCUUACUGGUGUUGGGGCGAAUCUCGUUUCGUGGCUAGUUCUACCCAGGAAUGCCGUUUCGGUUGGAGCCUCAGGUGCUGUUUUUGGAUUGUUCGCCAUUAGUGUACUUGUCAAGUUGACUUGGGACUGGAGAAAGAUCCUUGAGGUGCUGAUAUUGGGACAAUUUGUUGUAGAGAAGGUAAUGGAGGCAGCACAAUCUUCAGCAGCAUUAUCAGGGAGCUUAAGAGGAGGUAACCCGGGUCAGAGUGUGAACCAUAUUGCACAUCUCUCUGGUGCUCUGAUCGGCGUUCUUCUAGUUUGGCUCGUCAGUAGAAUCCCUGCUCCUAAUGACGACGAUGAAGUAUCGUCUUUGACUGGGAAAUCAAGGAAAAAGUGAAAGCACAGAGCCACCAAGCACGGUGUGUACUGAUCAAGUUUGCAUAUUGAUGUGUCAUUGAAGCCACGAUUAUGUUUGUAUGAUUCUACACGGAUGCAAUACAAGAACUUUGUUAUAGUUAGAUGAAUAUUUGGAAUUUGUACACUUGUGUUUGGACUGACAAAACAGCACUGAUAAAGAGUUAUAUGCCUG